AUGAGGAUGGUUGCUAACAUUGAACAGUUGCAUCAUUUUCAUGUCAACAUUGAUGCUGGUGAAUUACCUGGCAUAUCAUAUACUAAAGAUCUCACUGUAACAUUUGUACAACGAAAUGGUGCAUUGGAUGAUCGAAUCAAUGUUGGCGAUAAAAUUUUAGCAGUUAAUGAUUGUUCUGUAACUGAUCGAAAUACAUUCGAUCGAAUUCAGCAAAAACAUCACAUUACAAAGAUAACAAUAAGUCGUAAUAAAGAACGUGGUGAAAAAAUUAAGCAAGAGCAAUGUGUUGAUGAUAAGGAAAUCACGAAACGUGAUGGCUUUUUGUACUUAAAGGUGAAAAUGACAAAGCAACAUAAAACAGAAAUACCAAUCGGUUUACAAGUGAAAAAUAGUAAAGAAGGAUAUGUUUAUGUGACACAUGUGAUGAACGGUUCGUUAAGUGCUGAAUGUUUGAUGGUUGGAGACCGAAUUCUGCAAGUUGAUGGAAUAAACAUUAACGAUAAAGAGAUGGCAAAGAAGAUUAUUAUUCAGGGAUUAUCAUCAGGAAAUGUAAUUAUUGUUGUGGAACGUCCUGAUUCUCCCAAAACACGCAGUUUUGCAUCCGAAGUAUUAUCCAUUCGAACACCGCCAAAUGCUGAGAAAUCACAAUAA
This is a messenger RNA of Acanthocheilonema viteae, 651 nucleotides long. Lineage: Eukaryota; Metazoa; Nematoda; Chromadorea; Rhabditida; Onchocercidae. The record is from the annotation of a GenBank genome assembly.